AUGUUUAACCUCCAACAAUAUGGCUUGCUGCCUGGUCUCUUACCGCUCUAUAAGCCUGCGACCAACAAGGAGCUCCUCAACGGUCAACCUCUACACUCAGCACCCACUGACUUACCCCUGUCUGGCUUCUCCCGCAAGAUGUCCCUUACCCCCCCCCCCCAACAACAGCAGAUCUUUGACGGUGUCCGCGUCCAGCAUAAGCCCUUAGAUGGCCCCCACCAUCCGUUAAAAAAGAGCAUGGACAAUCCUCUAUGUGCUUGCAAACUCAAUGGUAUUCCGGAGGCCCUCGCCGAUCGGGGUACAUGCAAUCCAUGUCCCGUUCUUACUGCUGCCCUUGAAGUUCUCGCGAGACCAGUUCAGAAGGCCAAAGGGAUCUGGAAGGCCUACAGCCAGCUCUAUCUGAACAUUGCUUCAGUUCAACCCCCCAACCUGAUCCGCAAAGUGCUCGGGAUGUUGAUCGCGAAAGUGGAUGGAUUUGUGGGGUCUCUUUAA
Molecule: messenger RNA, 492 nt
Organism: Puccinia triticina
Lineage: Eukaryota; Fungi; Basidiomycota; Pucciniomycetes; Pucciniales; Pucciniaceae
Exons: 4
Coding region: 1-492 (163 amino acids)
Source: RefSeq, a predicted model, not a curated record